Messenger RNA from Tachyglossus aculeatus (Australian echidna), 3813 nucleotides. It is a transcript of the gene ZSCAN20, whose product is annotated as zinc finger and SCAN domain containing 20. Bases 76 to 3297 code for a protein of 1073 amino acids. Lineage: Eukaryota; Metazoa; Chordata; Mammalia; Monotremata; Tachyglossidae. The transcript has 8 exons. The record is from RefSeq and is a predicted model, not a curated record. Gene Ontology annotation, biological process: regulation of DNA-templated transcription.
AGAAGCUCUUCCCUUUGGCCUCCCCGGAGGAGGAAGAGAGCGGGCUUGGGGGGGGGCCUCUCCCAAAUGUAAGCGAUGGCCGCGGCUCUGUGCCCCCCGCCUCCGGCUCCACAGGAGCAGGAAGGGUUCCUGGUGGUGAAGCUGGAAGAGGAGGCCCCUUGGGAGCAAGAAUCUCCUCCUCGAGGGAACGAGCCCUGCCCCGAGGCUUCCCGCCGGCGCUUCCGGCAGUUCCGCUACCAGGAGGCGGCCGGGCCCCACGAGGCGUUUAGUCAGCUGUGGGAGCUCUGCUGUCGAUGGCUGAGACCGGAGCUGCGCAUGAAGGAGCAGAUCGUGGAGCUUCUGGUGCUGGAGCAGUUCCUGAACAUCCUGCCCAAGGACAUCCAGGCGUGGGUGCAGGGCCAGCGUCCCGAGAGCGGGGAGGAGGCGGUGGCUCUGGUGGAGGAUUGGCAGACGGAGCCCAGGAGAGCAGGGCAGUGGAGAAAGGAAGUGUUCAUCAAGACGAUGGUGCCCCUGGGAGCCAGGCCGGAGUCACAGAGCUUCCAGCUAGAGCCAGCGGAGCCCCAGUCGGGGGCGAAAUUCCAGAAACUAGGGGCGUGGAGCCCAACGCCGGGGUCCCAGGAACACCUAAGGCCCAAGGAAGAGUCCCAGCCCUUGGAGGAGAGCGUGACCAGUGACCUUGCCUACUAUAUCGACAAAGUCGAACCGACCAGGGCCGUGCUUAUCCCCCGGGUUCCUGCCCUGCCCAAGGUGGAGAGUGACGACGACUGGGAGAUGGCGGCCGAAUCCCAGGAAGUCCCGGACCACCUGAGCCCUGCUCAGAAGGACCUGUACGGGGACAUCAGUCAGGAGCACCAGGCGAAUGAGAUCCCUCCCGGAUUACCCGUUUUAAAACCCGCUGUGAUCUCCCAGCUGGAGCCAGGAAAGGAAGUGUGGAAGGUGGAGUUCCAGGGCUUUGCGGAAGAGAGGACCCCAAGAGACCCCGACCUAGGGGAAGAACAAGGGAGACCAGGGCAGCCAUCUGUAAGGAAAGAGGUGAAAAGCUGGGAAGAGCAGGAGCACUGGGAUGUGGAGGAUUUGAAGGUUUCGGGCGUGCACUGGGGCUAUGAGGAAACCAAGACGUUCCUGGCGAUUCUGGGCGAGGCUCCGUUCUCCGAGAAGCUCCGGACCUGUCACCAGAACCGCCAUCUGUACCGGGCCAUAGCGGAGCGGCUGCGGGAGCACGGCUUCCUCCGGACGCUGGAGCAAUGUCGCUACCGAGUCAAAAACCUGCUGAGGAGCUACCGGAAGGCCAAGAGCAGCCACCCGCCGGGGACCUGUCCCUUCUACGAGGAGCUGGACGCCUUGGUGAGAGCCCGGGCGGGGGUGAGGGCAACUGAUGGCCUGGAAGAGUCCCUGUACAUUUCCAGGUCCGGGGGUGACGCGGAGGCCGACCCAGAAGACCAGGAGCAAAGCGGAUGGGAAAAUGAGGGCGCGGAGGAGGCCGUGGCUUUCGAGGAUUGUAACGGUGACGAUUUGGUCAUCGAAGAGUCGACGCAGGAGUCGGAGGCGUCCGGAGCCCCAGCCCUGUUCCAAAAUCGCGUCGCAGGCGUGCACUGGGGCUACGAGGAAACCAAGACUUUCCUUGGCAUCCUGGGCGAGGCUCCGUUCUCCGAGAAGCUCCGGACCUGUCACCAGAACAGCCAGGUGUACCGGGCCAUAGCGGAGCGGCUGCGGGAGCACGGCUUCCUCCGGACGCUGGAGCAGUGUCGCUACAGGUUCAAAAACCUCCUGAGGAGCUACCGGAAGGCCAAGAGCAGCCACCCGCCGGGGACCUGCCCCUUCUACGAGGAGCUGGACGUCCUGGUGAGGGCCCGCGUCGGGGUGAAGGCAGCCGACGGCCUGGAGGAGUUCCCGUACCUCCCCGGGCCCGGGGGGAGCAAUGCCGAGAGUGAAGACCAGGAGCAGGCGGGCUGGGAAGGCGAGGAAGCUGGGCAGGAGGCGGUCCCGGACGAGAAUGAGGACGAACCGGGCAUCGAGGCACCGAUUCAACACCUUGAGAACCCUGAAGCCCCGGCCCCGUUCCAGAGCCACGCCGGUUUUGAGAGCCAGAGCGAGAAUGAGGAGCAGAACCCGGACCCGGCAACCUCCGUGGCCGUGGUCCUGCCUCGGGCCUUAUUGGAAAACUCCAAAGACGGUGUUUCCCGGCUUCCCUCCUGGAAGAAGGACUGUGAGGACGAAUGUGAGUUAGAAGGACACUGGGCAGGUUUCCCUGGAGAGAGGUGGGGGAGAGCGACACUCGAAGAGGGCUUGGGGAAACUCAUAGACCAGCAGGGACUCUACCUGGUGGUCGACAAACCCUAUAAAUGCGGGGAGUGCGUGAAGAGCUUCAGCCGGAGCUCGCACUUCAUCGCCCACCAGAGAAUCCACACGGGGGAGAAACCCUACAAAUGCCUAGAAUGUGGGAAGAGCUUCAGUGACCGCUCAAACCUCAAUACCCACCAGCGGAUCCACACCGGAGAGAAGCCGUACAAGUGCCCCGAGUGCGGGAAGAGUUUCAGCGACCACUCGAACCUCGUGGCGCACCAGCGGAUUCACACGGGAGAGAAGCCGUACAGGUGCGGCGAGUGUUGGAAGAGCUUCAAUCAGAGCUCCAACCUGAUUAAGCACCAGAGGAUCCACGCGGUCGAAAACUCCGAGAGGUGCGGCGAGCGCGGGGACGGGCCCCCGGACUGGCCGGACAGCGAGGCGGGGGCCAGUAAGAACCCGACCGUCACCAACCACCAAAGAACCCAGCCGGGAGAAAAACUCUACAGCUGUCCCGAGUGUGGGAAAAGUUUCACCAAGAGUUCGGCCCUCUCCACCCACCAAAGGAUGCACGCCGGCGAGAAGCCGUACGAGUGCCCCGAGUGCGGCAAGAGUUUCAGGAAGAGCUCCACUCUCGCCAGUCACCGGAGGAUGCACACGGGCGAGAAGCCGUACGAGUGCCUCGAGUGUGGGAAGUGCUUCGGUGAGCGCUCCAAGCUCGUCACGCACCAGAGGGUCCACUCGGGAGAGAAACCCUACAAGUGUCUCGAAUGUGGGAAGAACUUUCGGGACCGCUCCAACCUCAUUACCCACCAGAGGAUCCACACUGGGGAGAAACCCUAUAAAUGCGGGGAGUGCGGGAAGUGUUUUAACCAGAGCUCGAGUCUCAUCAUACACCAGAGGAUUCACACGGGGGAGAAACCCUAUAAAUGCACCGAAUGCGGGAAGGACUUCAACAACAGCUCGCAUUUUAGCGCCCAUCGGAGAAUUCACGCGGUGGAGAAACAGAAGUAGGGGGCCGAGAUUCAAACACGCGCUUUGAUUUUCCCCCCAUCCUCCGGUCUUUGCGCCAGAAAGGAAGAACCUGCUAACUGCUGGGCUGGGUCUGUUCCGGGGGAAGCCGUUCUGGUGUUAGUUCAGGAACCGUGGAAAUGUUUCGUUGUGUUUUGGGGCCUGAAGACUUGGAUUCUGCCGUUUCCCAGAUGGUAGUUUUCAGUACACUCUGGCACUGUACGCAGCUGGAAAUUCCUCACACUGGCUGAUGAGUUUCGGUGCUUUUUACUUUUUCUUUUUUUUUUUUGAUCGUCAACUCAGGUGGUACCGAGAUCCCGUCUUGUACCAGAGGAGCCCUCCCAGGGGUGGGAAGAACCGCUAAAAGCCCCAGAACAGAGACGGUGACUCUGACGGGGACAGACCGCACAGGAUCCUUAAUAGAAACCCAGCAGGUAUCUCAAGGAAACCAACGGUUAUCCUCAUUCUCUCCCAGUGAAGCAAACACUAAUAAUAAUAGUGGUAUUCAAGUGUUGACUA